AUGACACAGCAGAGUUGUGGUCAGAGGUGGCGACAUCGCAGGAGAUGGGCGCUUUUCGCUGCUGUUGCCCCAGUGCUGCUGUUGAGCAGGCAUCCAAAGCUGUCCUUCACAGCGACUCAGUCCACGCUCCCUCUGCGACGAAGCGUGCUAGUCAGGUGCCAGCCAGGCACGCAACCAUCUACAAUCGAUGCGGGCUUAGCCGCAAAGUUGCAGGCGGCGAAGGAGCGCGUAGCUCAAGCCAAGGAGGCAGUGAAACUUUUUAGGACUGAGCUCUGCGGACGCAGCUUCCUUUCGCCCGAGAUCAACCGUCCGCUGCUCACAGAGAUUUUCAUCACCUUCGUCCCAAAGAGUGCGGCAGCCAUGCGGGAGCCGAUCCUGGAUAAAGCGUUGGCAGAUCUUAUCCCAGACAUGCGCCGCGAUGUCGAGGCCUUGGUGGCGUUGGUUGGCUCCAUGGCCGCAGCCAGGCUGCCCCAUGAGCCAGCCUGGCAAUUAAUGGCAGAUGUGGUGGCGAAGGAGUGCCGCGCGGCUUCAGCCAGACAGCUUACAGCUUUUGCCUGGGCCUUCGCAACGGCCGGUGAGCCCAGGCAGGAUCUGUGGGACUCUCUGAAGGCAGCGAUGGCAGGCAAGCUCGCGGAACUUUCGCCAGAUGAGCAAGUGACUUUUGCUUGGUCUUGCGCGGAAGUGAAUCAGCAUGCGCGAGAUUUGUUUGGAGAUGCCAGCGCGGUCGCAGCACCGGCAGCCUCUGCGCAGAUGCUGGAGGCCAUCCAGGCCCUGCCUGGUGAAGUGCUGACCGAUCAGGUGCCCAUCCGCUUGGUGCCAGGUGUGCUCACUGAGGAGCAGGGACAGGCACUGAUUCGCCUUGCUGACGAUGCCCAACUUUGGUCGCAGUCCAGUCGUCGUGGAGCUCGAGAUGCUGAGGGAGAGGAUGCUCUUCGGACUUCUUCCUCUGCAGUCCUCAGCGCGCCGAGCAUGUUCGGGAACCCGGCCGUGCAGGCCGUCCGCACUUGGGCCUCUAAGUUGCUGCGAGUUCCAGAGGACUUCGUGGAGGCUCUGCAACUGGUGCGGUACCGUCAGGGCCAGCAGUACAGCACUCACGUGGACUGGGGUCGUCCACAGGAUGCCUCACUGUGGCUGGGAGGUCAGCGCACAGCCACAGCACUGAUCUAUCUCAACAGCUUGCCGGAUGGCUGCGGCGGUGAGACUUCCUUUGAUAGGCUUGGGGUUACCGUGCGGCCCAAGGCUGGCGCCGCCCUUGUCUGGCCGAAUGUAAAUGCAAGUGGCCACCCGCAAGAACUCGUCGAGCAUCGGGCCCUGCCUGUCCUUUGCGACACCACCAAGUACGCACUCAACGUGUGGAUUCGUGAGAAGGCGCUGCCUACCUAUGUAGGCCGAGCUUGA
Messenger RNA from Symbiodinium natans, 1398 nucleotides. Lineage: Eukaryota; Dinophyceae; Suessiales; Symbiodiniaceae. The record is from the annotation of a GenBank genome assembly.